AUGGAGCUGAUAACUUUAGACAUCGGCCAGUGUACGAUCACGUCUGUAUACAAGCCGCCUCCACAGACUUUCCAACCUUGGGACGUAUCCCCACCCGAUGACCACCGGCCGAAAAUUGUUUCGGGCGAUUUUAACAGCCACAGCGUUUCAUGGGGUUAUCGAGAUUCUAAUCCAGAUGGAGAGAGAGUAGAAGCAUGGGCAGAAGCAAACGGGCUGGUACUCCUUCACAACCCUAAAUUACCGUCCUCCUUCAACAGCGGGCGUUGGAAACGUGGCUACAACCCUGACUUAAUAUUUGUUACCGAGGGAAUAAGUCCUCAGUGCGUCAAAACAGUCUGCAAACCGAUUCCGAGAACGCAACAUAGACCUUUGAUGUGCCGGAUCCAAGCUGUUGUGCAACCCGUCAAAGUCCCUUACCGUCGUCGCUUUAAUUUUCAAAAAGCAGACUGGAGCGAGUUGACGAACCAAUUAGAUAAAAACCUGGACGGACUGCUACCAAGGGCAUCGGAAUACGACAACUUCAUAAAACUGACUGACUGA
Molecule: messenger RNA, 540 nt
Organism: Cydia strobilella
Lineage: Eukaryota; Metazoa; Arthropoda; Insecta; Lepidoptera; Tortricidae
Exons: 1
Coding region: 1-540 (179 amino acids)
Molecular function (GO): catalytic activity
Source: RefSeq, a predicted model, not a curated record